Aphanomyces invadans is the source of this 696-nucleotide messenger RNA. RefSeq lists its product as hypothetical. Lineage: Eukaryota; Oomycota; Saprolegniomycetes; Saprolegniales; Verrucalvaceae. Gene Ontology annotation, molecular function: flavin-dependent sulfhydryl oxidase activity; flavin adenine dinucleotide binding. Gene Ontology annotation, cellular component: mitochondrion. The transcript has 3 exons. Bases 29 to 550 code for a protein of 173 amino acids. The record is from RefSeq and is a predicted model, not a curated record.
CUUUCACCAAGAAUUUGACGCCACCACGAUGACGGAUCCGAACUGCGCCGAUCCUGUAUGCCACUCCAAGACGGAGAUGUUUCGAUCGGGAGUGCUUGGCAAAACGAAGGUCAAGAAGGAAGGUGUCGCGUCUACGAACUCGUCGUCAGCUCGUGCGGAGUGUCCACUCGACCGCGAAGAGCUCGGGCGUGCGACGUGGGGACUGCUACAUACAAUGGCUGCGUACUACCCACAGGUGCCUUCUGACGCAGUCAAGUCGCAGGCAACAUCAUUUAUCAAGUCAUUGGCUGAACUGUACCCUUGCAAGCACUGCGCGGUGGACUUUCAGGAGUCGAUCGUUGAGAUUCCACCUCGGGUGAACUCGCGCAUUGACUUUUCUUUGUGGAUGUGCGAACAGCACAAUCGAGUGACGACCAAGAUGCACAAGAAGCCAUUCCCUUGCACAAUCGAGGCUCUCGACAAACGAUGGAAAACAGGCGUCGCGUCCUGCUGGACGAAACGAGAGGACGAAGCGACAGCUCAAGAGUCCCUCGGCCAGGACGACGAGUAGGCACGUGAAGGCAUUGCACCGUAGAUGAUCACACGACAAACGCAUUGCAGAGCAUGACGGGCGACAUCAUGGAACUUCCGCAGCACCAGUUAACUGAACAAAGUGGCGCACGCUAUAGCUUCGACAAGCUUCUCCUCGGACUGAAC